Zasmidium cellare ATCC 36951 is the source of this 2868-nucleotide messenger RNA. RefSeq lists its product as uncharacterized. The transcript is spliced from 3 exons. NCBI's taxonomy places the organism in Eukaryota, Fungi, Ascomycota, Dothideomycetes, Mycosphaerellales, Mycosphaerellaceae. Bases 1 to 2868 code for a protein of 955 amino acids. The record is from RefSeq and is a predicted model, not a curated record.
AUGGCAGCCCACCUCUGCUGCACACACCCCCGCCAACUCGAAUCGCCCACCCCGCCCUACCGCCCACCACCCGGCAUCGACGAAACCAUCUUCGCCGUCGCGAGUUUACCGUCCGAUCACCCCCAUGCUUUGAGAUUCUUACCGAGACGACGGCAUUCGGAGGUCACGAGGGUGGGGGGUGGGAUUUUGAGGAGUCCGAGGUUGGUGGAUAAGGUGCGGAUGAGGUUGGGGAGGAGGAGUCGGGGGGUGUUGAGGGAGGGGUUUGAUGGGGUUGAUGAGGAGGUGGUGGAUAUGCAGGAAGGAGAGCUUUUGGGGAGUCUGCCGAGGAGUGGGAGGUAUGAUGAGGAUGCGAGGGUUUUGGGGAGUGUGGAGGUUUUGGAGGGGGGACCUGGUGAAGACGUAUCGGAGUCGAGACCUCUGCGAAAGACGAGAUCUGCUUACCCGCUCAUUGGACAGGCCAUCACAACGACUGAUGGAGAGUCGCUGUCGCCGCUCGCUGUUGCCAGCCCGAAGAUGAGGGCGAGAGGGAAGAGCAAUUCGAGCUUCAGUAUUGGAGCGUUGUUGUCGCGAGCUGGUGCUGGAGCGAGUAGGGGUGGAUCUGGAGAUGAGAACACUGAUCCAUCUGCAAGAGUGUCAAAUGGUGAUGCGAGUGGGCAGUACGGUCAAGACGGGCUACCACGAAGCCAAAGCUCUCAUCUUGACCCGGUCGCCAUCAGACGAGCGAUUGAGUGUACUUCAGCCAUGUCGGCUGACUCUGGAGCCGACCAUCCUGAUAUACAAGGCUACUUAGAUGCUCACCCAUGGAACAUCUCUCGAAGCCCAACACCGCCGUUACCCACGGGUUCAACGAGGAGAGCUGAGGGGUACAGUCCGUCAGUCUACACCAGACCUGGCACCAGUGCAGAAGACGCACCAUUUUCCAACAUACCCAACGAUCUCAACGCUACUGUCUGCGCCGAAUGGCCAUUGAAGGCGCAUGAUGAUCAAGCAGAUACCUCGAAGCAGUCGAAUACACCACGGCUCUCGGCCCAGUCGUUGCAGAAUAAGCCUUUGCCGCCAACUCCAGUCGCCGAGACGACUACCACCGCAUCAUCAUCUACUUCACCCGUCAAGUCACCACCGAGGAAGACGGUCAAGAAGCGUCGCUCGAUCUUCAGGUUCUUGCGGCCCGGGAGUCGACGACAACAGUUCCGCAGUAUUUCUUCGCCGAUGCUGUUGACGAGACCGUCGACUAGUCGGUCUGGAGCGUACGAUGGGCCUGGUGAUGAGAGGGAUCGGAGGGAUACGCUUACAGUUCAGUAUGAGUUGACGGAGAAUCCGAUGCAUCGACGAUCCUUCACUGCGACGAACACGCCCCAGGAGCGACGACCAACCCUCGUAGAAUACGAGCGUAACCUCACCUUCGGCGGAGAUAAUCGUCGACGGCCAUCCGUCAUCACACCAUCAGCCGUCAGCGCUCCAAACUUGCAGAAGCUGCACGACAUAUCUGAGGACGAGGUCGAAGAGGAGAAAUCAAGUCGUCUCCGCCGCAAGCUCAGUCGUGCUCACGCGCUUGACGAAGCUGGCAAGACACUCAUGGGCCAGGCUUUAAAGAAGCAUCAGCAGGAAAAGGCCAUGUUCCGGUCUGAGAGCAAGCGUCGUGAGAGUCUGGCUCAGCAUAAUAUCUCUUUACCGAUAUUCACCUCUUCGUUUGGUCCAGCUGCUGGGAGCAGUCUUCCUCCGCCAAGUAUUCGGGAACACAACGAACUGCUCGAUCCUCUUGAUCAGACUGGAUUGAAGCCGAGUGAGAGUGCCACCACGCUGCUGGAACUUCCACAAGCAGGUGGCUCGACGCCGAUGAGGAAGCCAAGUGUGGUCACCACCUUCGACGAAAGUCCACGUGGACAACGCAAAGCAGCCACCACCAGCAGUACGUCCCCUUCCAAGCGCCAGCCAUCAUCGACAUCACCAAGAAUCGGCACCAGCCUCGCAUCAUGGUCCAAGUUCCCAUCUCACACUCGGAUUGAACGCUGCAGCUCUGCAGGACGAAUCGACAAUGUCAUCACACGAGACUUCGCCAACGUCGAUCCCUCCACCGCACCCAUAUCACCACUCAGCAAAUCCUCCACCACGCGCGGCAGCCGCAAGUCGAACCGCUCUUUGAUCAGAUCACCUUCCCGCGCCUUCAGCAAUCUCGUGCAGUACUACAAAGACAUGCUCUCCCGGGGUGAAGGCUUCCGCGGCGCGAAUCGUCGGACAUCCGUAUCAGCAAACACAGGCAGCGUCGCACACCCGGAACUCGAAAUGGUCUCUCCCAUGCCCGGCGCCGAAGCCCAUCACCACCAUAUGAACCACGCGCAUCUUCACGAGCUGGAGGAGCAUCUCGAACGCAGCAUCGCAGAACAUAUCCACCACCCACAACCAUCUCCCCCCAAGAUCGCAAUGGACAAAGGCAAAGCCCCAGCAAACGACCUCUUCCGCCAGGAGACCUUCCACCUCCGCGCCCACAGCGACAGCCCAACACCGCCGGACGAAGACGAAGAAGGCCCCGGCCCCCUCGAUGGCGCAACUGAGUGGUCCCGCCAAAACCAACAAUCCUGCCUGCAGCAACGUCCACGCUCGAGCGCUUCGUCCUCCGCGGUGUCGAGUGUGAGGAUCAGGAAGUUCCCCUCGGUGACGGUGCUGGAUGAUUGGAAGGGGCAUCGGGCGAGUGUGAGCUUGUUGAGUCGGUGUGAUGGGCAGAGGGUGGGGAGUUUGGGUGGAGGGUUGGAGAGGGGGAGUACGAGGGAUUUGUUGGAGGAGUUGGUGAGGAGGGAGAGGGAGGAACGGGAGAGGGCGUUGGGGUUGGGGUUUGCGGGGGAGGUGCGGAGGGGGGUUGUUGUUGGAUGA